CUCACCACGUCAAAAACCCCUCCACUUAUUUUUCAACUUCACACCAGUUCACACAUAAAUCAACUAUCUCCAUGUCGAUGAAUCGUGUUCGACGAACGUUCGAUUUUUUUGUUUGAGUCUGAACAUGUGAAUUAGUCCAGAAGUUCGGGUUAAAAUUUCGGCGGUCGGUGACGAAAAAUUUCAAGUGAUUUUUUUAAUUGUGGGAGUGAGACGGGAAUUGUUAUUGCUAUUGCACAAUGCCACCCAGUCGACUCGACGCUGUUUACAGGAGAAUUUUGUUGACCAAGUUUUUUACCAAGGGCUGGGGGAACCCUGAGAGUCUUCGGAGAAUAUUCGAGUUCAGAAAGGUCGUUGCAAAUCGUGAAGCAUGUUACAAUCUCAUUCCCCGUGACUAUCCAAUAACCAUAACUAAGGAUGAAGAGUGGUCGGAUUGCCAUAUAAUAGAAGGCUGUUUCGAGUCUCCUUUCGAGCAUAAUUUACCCAACAUUAUGCCUGAGGAGACCAAAGAUUGUCAUUUUCAGUUGAUCCUACCACACAAAUGGUCCUCCCACAAAACAAAACCUGUUUGCUUGCAUCUAGCGGGCACUGGAGAUCAUUAUUUUUGGAGACGAAGGAAUUUAAUAGCGAAACCCCUUCUCAAAGAGUGGGGCAUUGGCUCAUUGCUGAUUGAAAAUCCAUUUUAUGGGGUGAGAAAACCUGAAAACCAAGUUCGUUCUAGCUUGCACAAUGUCUCGGAUAUUUUUAUCAUGGGCGGUUGUUUAAUGAUGGAGUGCAUCGUAUUGCUCAAUUGGUGUGAGCAGCAGGGAUUUGGACCGAUGGGACUCACUGGUCUCUCGAUGGGUGGACAUAUGGCUUCGCUAGCUGCAACCAACUGGCCAAAACCAAUUCCAUUAAUUCCCUGUCUCUCCUGGUCAACUGCCUCACCUGUUUUCACUAAGGGCGUCAUGGCCGAGUCUAUAAACUGGUCUUUGCUUCAAUCGCAAUAUUUUUCAGAUACGAUGUAUCAGAAUGACCUCGCCAAAAUGGUCAAAAUUGUCGAUCAAGAUGAUGCAUUCUUGGCAGGACAGCAUUUCGCCCAACAUUUUCCCGCAAGUAUAGCUAGAAUAAGAGAGCUGAAGAAUGAAAAUUUGUGCGGGAAUAAGACCAAGAAUAAUGGAAAAGACAUCAUCAAUCCCACGGAUUUUGAGGUGACGGAGCAAUCGGACGCUGCGGAGAAGGCAGCUGCUAGAAUGUUCCCUUUGAAUCUUAUUUCAAGUCGUUUUGAACCCAGUGAUCCACAAGCUUUGAAAGAUGUGUGCAUGCUACCAACAGAUAAAGACGCUCAGACCGACUCGACAAGACGUGAACAUGAGGCUCUGCAAUUUAUGCGUGGCAUUAUGGACGAAUGCACGCACCUGCGGAACUUCGAAGUUCCAGUCGACACGAAUUUGAUAAUUGCUGUCUGUGCUAAGGACGAUGCUUACGUCCCACGCGAUAACUGCAUGAGUCUGGAGAAAAUCUGGCCAGGGGCAGAGAUAAGGUACAUCGAUGCUGGCCACAUCAGUGCCUAUUUGCUGCACCAAAAAGUGUUCAGAUCUACGAUUGCCGAAGCGUUCGAUCGCUACACAAAGAAGUAUUCAGUCACCAGUUGACGUCAGUUCGUCCCACUCAAUAGUGUUAAUUUGAUAAUAAAAUCUAACGAUUCUGCAUCACCACUCAACUAACGCAAGCUUGACGAUGAGGCUGACGAUUACACGCUCAAUAUCAUCCUCUGGAGUUGCUUCGACCACGUGAUAAAUCAAUGAUACUAAGAAAAUAAAAGAAAAUAUGAAAGAAAGUAUAAAAUCAAAGUUUUAAAAACACGAAUCAUGUACAAAGAUGAAUGUUAUAGAGAUUUUACAGAGUGGAGAGUAAUUUUUGUAACUGUUUUAAUUGUUUUUGAUGAAUCUAAAUGUAUAGAGAAAUAGUAAAAUCACCAUAUUGUUGCA
Molecule: messenger RNA, 1967 nt
Organism: Diachasma alloeum
Lineage: Eukaryota; Metazoa; Arthropoda; Insecta; Hymenoptera; Braconidae
Product: protein ABHD18
Exons: 9
Coding region: 237-1631 (464 amino acids)
Source: RefSeq, a predicted model, not a curated record